Carcharodon carcharias (great white shark) is the source of this 2391-nucleotide messenger RNA. Its product is annotated as regulator of G-protein signaling 7. Gene Ontology annotation, biological process: regulation of G protein-coupled receptor signaling pathway; intracellular signal transduction; G protein-coupled receptor signaling pathway. The transcript has 17 exons. The record is from RefSeq and is a predicted model, not a curated record. Lineage: Eukaryota; Metazoa; Chordata; Chondrichthyes; Lamniformes; Lamnidae. Bases 132 to 1547 code for a protein of 471 amino acids.
GAAUAAUCUGAGGCCGGGAUCUGGAGCGGACAAGAACAUUGCAGAAAUCAGGAGGUUUAGCUCUUGUUGUGCAGUGCGCUGUGCUUGAGUGAAAAAUCAGGAAUCCGAGGGCAUCUGGGGCAGAUCUUGCUAUGGCUCAAGGAAAUAGUUAUGGACAGAACGCCAGUAACAACGGCACGGCGGACGAAUCACCUAACAUGCUGGUGUACAGAAAGAUGGAAGAUGUCAUAGCUCGAAUGCAAGAGGAGAAAAAUGGGAUUCCUAUCCGCACAGUGAAAAGCUUUUUGUCAAAGAUCCCUAGUGUAUUUUCUGGUGCAGAUAUUGUCCAGUGGCUACUGAAGAAUCUGAACAUUGAAGAUCAAGUCGAAGCACUGCAUCUUGGAACACUGAUGGCAGCUCAUGGAUAUUUCUUUCCGAUCUCAGACCAUGUACUGACGUUGAAGGAUGAUGGGACUUUUUACAGAUUUCAGACACCAUACUUUUGGCCAUCAAACUGUUGGGAGCCAGAAAACACUGACUAUGCGGUUUACCUCUGCAAGCGGACAAUGCAAAAUAAAGCACGGCUCGAGUUAGCAGACUAUGAAGCUGAGAGCUUGGCCCGUCUACAGAGAGCAUUUGCUCGUAAAUGGGAAUUUAUCUUUAUGCAAGCAGAAGCACAAGCAAAAGUUGAUAAGAAAAGGGACAAAAUUGAAAGAAAAAUUCUUGAUAGUCAGGAAAGAGCUUUCUGGGAUGUACACAGGCCUGUGCCAGGCUGUGUAAAUACGACAGAAGUGGAUAUCAAGAAAUCAUCCCGAAUGAGAAAUCCUCACAAAACAAGAAAGUCUGUCUAUGGGCUACAAAACGAUGUCCGAGGUCACAGUCCCACCCACACGCCUGCUCCAGAAGCAAAGCAACCAACAGUAGAAGAGUUACAUCAACAGAUAAAGCUCUGGCAAAUGCAGCUGGAUAGACACCGGUUAAAAAUGUCCAAAGUUGCAGAGAGUCUGAUAGGGUACUCAGAACAGUAUAUGGAAUUUGACCCAUUCCUUAUAACUCCUGAACCCUCAAACCCAUGGAUGUCAGAUGAUAUUUCCUUCUGGGAGCUAGAAGCAAGUAAAGAGCCAUAUGCACAGAGGGUAAAGCGAUGGGGUUUUUGCAUCGAUGAAGUUUUGAAAGAUCCUGUAGGGAGGGAACAGUUUCUUAAGUUUGUGGAGUCUGAGUUCAGCUCUGAAAACCUACGGUUCUGGUUAGCAGUUCUGGAUUUGAAGAAAAGGCCUAUUCGUGAGGUGCCAUCUCGUGUUCAAGAAAUCUGGCAAGAGUUUCUAGCCCCUGGAGCCCCUAGUGCCAUUAAUGUGGACUCCAAAAGCUAUGAUAAGACCACACAAAAUGUGAAAGACCCAGGAAGAUAUGCAUUUGAAGAUGCUCAGGAGCACAUUUACAAACUGAUGAAAAGUGAUUCCUACCCUCGUUUCAUACGUUCCAGUGCCUACCAGGAGCUGCUCCAGGCUAAAAAAAAGGGGAAGUCACUUACUUCGAAGAGGCUGACGAGUCUGGUGCAGUCUUACUGAUCUAUUUACUCACACUUCAGCUGAGGAGCGGGCCAGUUCAAUUGUUCAAAGCUAUAAAUCACUAUUUAUCCUGAAGCCAGAGGACAUUGUACCAUUCUUUGCAUGAAUGAGGAUGAGGAUGUGUGUGUGUAUGUGUGUGUGAUAUGUUAAGAUAUUGCUGACAUGAAUGGAGAGAGCGGGGAGGGAGGAUCAUUCUACAUAUUUUUAUGUUUACUUCAUCCAGCUCCAUAUCAGUCAGGCUUUAACUUGCUGAAUCUCCACUGAUAGAUAAUAAGCUAAGAUUCAUCAUUAAAUUGAAGCUGUAGCUCAGAACAUCAUUAAGUGGUUGUAUCUGAAAUAUUAGAAAGAUAUAUUACAUACAUAUAAUGAAAUGACCUUCAAUCCAUUAUUACAUUGGGCCACAAGAGACCAUGAACACAGAAAGGUUCCACAACAAGGGUUUAUUAGCGCACCCUUGUUGGAAGUAUUCUGUGCUUCCACUUUAGUGUUUUUAACAUUUUAUUUUUAUACAAUAUCGAAAUCACUAUUUAUUCCAUGUUUAUUAAAAGUUUUCCUUUUCUCUUUUAUUUUUUCCAAGUUGAUUUAUUUUGACAUUUUUUUAUAUUAUGGGUUAUUCACUACAUAUCAUGUUUUGAUAUUAUUUCACUAGGUGAGAGAUUUUGUGCUGAUUAAAGUAGUGAAGUUUUGAUUCUUAAAAUUUAAAGCAGGUGUAUAACAUCUCAAUCAUGUGGCUGGUCAAUUUUGCUUUAAGAUUAUAUUAAAAAAAUAGUAUCAUAGAUAUUUUGUAAAUGACAGUUUUACUUCUCUAUAUCUAGGAAAAGAAAAAUAAAAUUGAUGUAAUGAG